Messenger RNA from Seminavis robusta, 498 nucleotides. The record is from the annotation of a GenBank genome assembly. NCBI's taxonomy places the organism in Eukaryota, Bacillariophyta, Bacillariophyceae, Naviculales, Naviculaceae.
AUGGAGCUCAGCAGAGAAUUCCUGGCUGGAUUGGUGGUUGAUCUCCUUGAUGCCGACAAGGUAGACAAUGUCUCUCCCUUCAAGGACUGUUGGUUGACCAUUGGUGCCCUCAAAGCAGUCAUCUGUAAGAGAUACAAUGUAGAAUCAGAGGAUGUGGCUAUGGGGGAAUUGUCAAAGGCAAUGGAGGAGUACAAGACAGGCAAAUUCAAAAUAAUCAGCACGCAAAAGAACAAACCUGUUCACUGCCACAAGCAAUCCACAUGGAAGCAGUACACCACCAAUGAUGGAUUUCUGUCAACAAAGAAGAAGAGAUGGUUGGUUUUCCUCUCUAGAUCCAAGAAAGCUCCUGCUCUUCCAGGAAACAAAGAGAACCAGUUAUGGCAGGACUUACUCUUGAAAUGCCAUGAAAUUGAGUUUAGAUCCAACUUGGACACCGGCGUGGGCUCCAUUGAAAAUGAGUCGGAGAUCUGUCUGGCCAAACAAAAGGUUUGUUGUUGA